GAUGCUCGAUAUGGAACAGUUACCUAUAUUUCCUCAGGGUGACAUAACUCCUCCACUCCAUUAAUAACUCCGCCACCAGCGAUCACAUCAGUCUGAGGUUUCAGACGGCUACCCGCAGUCUGGCUGGAUUCCAAGUCACAUGGUCUCUGACCAAUAAUUGUAACCAAGAUGAACAGGCACAUACCUUGUGAAUUUAAUAUCCACCUCAUCCACCUUGAGUGGAUCAAUCGGCACCUCCGCAACGCAUAGGCUGCCUGCUACCGAUUGAAAACAAUAGACAAUGGUUUUGAGUGAUACCCUAGUAUGUGUUCUAUUCUGACCAUAUAGUAUCUCCAAUAGAGGGUUCCUGUCGGAAUCGAAUGUGCCUAUCCUAUCCCAGGAGUGGGGCUAUAUUUUUUGGCUCCCAAAUGUGUUCAAGUGCAGUCGAUUGUUUUUUGUAGAUAAUGAGAGAGACACUGGUUCCUAUGGUGUUGACGUUGCGUGUUUACCAUCAACAUCUUUAUAGUGCUUUCGACUGCGGUAGUCAGUUUGGAGCCAAAGAGCCCAUUCAAACCCACACCGCCAAAAUCCUCUGGUGACUUAUCUGUGUCAAUAGGCUAGGCUACAUACAAUGCACAACACUUGUUUUCAUGAUUAUUAUCUCUUACCUUCAAUACCAGCCUAAAAUAGUGCAUGCUGAUAAGAGGCAUUUUAACCAGAAGAAUAUUGGAUAAUGGAAAAACAAUUUCAAGCUAACAUCUUUAUAAGGCUUAACAUUGUUUUGGUUGUUAUUUCACGAAUGCAAUGGAUAUAUGUGCAUUUACAAUGUAAUCCAAGUUGACAUUUUUUAUUGGCACCCACAUAGACAUUGUGUACACCAAACAAUAUACGAUAUGUGUUGUUUAGCACAUUUGUUUUAGUGUAUGGUAGGCUACCCCACUUAUAGUAUAGUGAACAUCCGUGUGAACAUCGGUGAUAGAUCCAAUGUACAUGCAUAGCAGUAGGCUUAGUUUAGGAGCCUAUGAAAUAACCUUAUAUUUCACCCUCAAUGAUGUUAUUGCUCAUCAUGAGCAGUCUCACUUGUAAGAUCGUUUUUCCUCUACUGACAUGCUACUUUCCUUGGGUGAAUAUUCGAAAAGAUGUUGCAACCUUUUCAGUGACGUCAAGAAUGUUGUGUUGGUCCUGUCUAUCCAAUCCGAGGCAUCGCUGACAUUCUACAGGAGCCGAAAUGGGUCUAAUCUUGCUCUGUAGCUGUCCUCGUUUAUCCACCACAACGCCCUUCGGCGGGUGCAUGGUGGUACUCGACUGCUGCUUUAAACAGCAGCACUGACAUGGAAACCCCAUUGCAGUUGAAGAACGAUUUCUUUCAAGAGCAGCAGUUCCAGCAUCACUGUAAGUACCAGCACUACUGCGGACCAGAGGAACGCUCCACUAAGCAGCGCAACCAAUGCUGCACCUGCAAGAACUGUACCUGUGGUGCAAGAAAAAGCCUCGUUUUUCGCGGGACGUCAGCGACCACUCAAGGAACUUUAAGGACGCCAUCCGUAACGUCUUCGAGACAAGGUUGUCAAUUUAGCGUCUGUGAGUUUAAGCCCUCCAGUCAUGGUAGUUCACCCAGACAUCACCACCACCAGCACUGCCACAAUCGGCCGCCGGGCAGCCCGAGCAGCAGCCACAAAGAGAGUAACUCGUAUAACGAAAUAGCCAUGAGCAGCUGCAGAUACAACGGCGGCGUAAUGCGGCCGCUGAGCAACUUGAGCUCGUCCCGCAGAAACCUACACGAGUUUGAUUCAGAGUCCCAGCCUUUACAACCAAUUUCCACCGCAGAUGCAUCGGACACCCUAGCAUCUAAACCGGAGAACAAUUCGACCACCCUGAUGCCUUACGCAUCGGGAGACGGAGGGGGUGGAUGUAACAACAGUGGCAGUAAAUCGGGUAAAAAGAAGAACCAGAACAUUGGGCAAAAGCUUGGACAUAGAAGGGCCUUGUUUGAGAAAAGGAAGCGCCUCAGCGACUAUGCUUUGAUCUUUGGGAUGUUUGGGAUCGUUGUUAUGGUUAUAGAGACUGAACUCUCAUGGGGAGCGUAUGGAAAGGAAUCCUUGUAUUCAUUAGCUCUAAAAUGCCUGAUAAGCCUUUCUACAAUCAUUCUUCUGGGUCUGGUUAUCAUAUACCACGCAAGGGAGAUUCAGUUAUUCAUGGUGGACAAUGCAGCAGAUGACUGGAGGAUAGCCAUGACCUACGAGCGCAUCUUCUUCAUCUGCCUGGAGAUCCUGGUGUGCGCCAUCCACCCCAUCCCAGGGAACUACACCUUCACCUGGACAGCACGCCUGGCCUUCUCCUACACCCCGUCCAAGACGGACGCAGACGUGGACAUCAUCCUGUCCAUCCCCAUGUUCUUACGGCUGUAUCUCAUCGCCCGCGUCAUGCUGCUCCACAGCAAGCUCUUCACAGACGCCUCGUCCCGCAGCAUCGGGGCGCUUAACAAGAUCAACUUCAACACACGCUUCGUCAUGAAGACCCUGAUGACCAUCUGCCCUGGCACCGUGUUGCUGGUCUUUACCAUCUCGUUGUGGAUCAUCGCUGCGUGGACCGUGAGGGCCUGUGAGAGAUACCAUGACAACAUGGACAUAACCAGCAACUUUCUAGGAGCCAUGUGGUUGAUAUCAAUCACUUUUCUGACCAUUGGAUAUGGGGAUAUGGUACCCAACACUUACUGUGGAAAAGGAGUCUGUCUCCUCACUGGUAUUAUGGGAGCCGGCUGCACAGCCUUGGUAGUGGCUGUGGUUGCAAAGAAACUGGAGUUAACCAAAGCUGAAAAACAUGUUCAUAAUUUUAUGAUGGACACCCAGCUGACAAAAAGAGUGAAAAACACAGCUGCAAAUGUACUGAGGGAGACCUGGCUCAUCUACAAGAACACCAAACUGGUGAGGAAGAUGGACCAUGCCAGAGUCAGGAAGCACCAGAGGAAAUUCCUCCAAGCCAUUCAUCAAGCUCGAAAAUUGAGAAGUGUUAAAAUGGAGCAACGCAAGCUGAAUGACCAAGCAAACUCACUAGUGGACCUUGCAAAGACUCAGAACAUCAUGUAUGACCUGAUCUCAGACCUGAACGAGAGAGGGGAGGACAUGGAGAAGAGGAUCGCCCUGCUGGAGACCAAGCUGGAGACUUUGCUGGGGAACCUGCAAGCCCUGCCAGGACUCAUCAGCCAGGUCAUCAGCCAGCAGCACAGGGACUUCUUGGAGGUGCAGCUCCAGCCGUACAACAAACACAGCCCUGAGCGAUCGCAGUCUGUGUCCAGACGGAGGUCAUCCUCCACUGCACCACCCACCUCCUCCGAGAGCAGCUAGAGUCCAAGGGGAACACCUACAGAGAAGACUUUUGCCAUCAUAUGGCCAAGUUGCAUUUAUUGUAAAGCCUUAUGGUUUCAAUAAGUAUUAUCCAAAUUCUGAUGACAGAAUCCGAGCUACUGGGACAAUGGAUUUUAAAGGGAUGCUGUUUAUUUUUUAUUACCUCAAAAGAUGUUAUCCUUGCUCUGGUGACAUGACCAUAGAAAAUUAUGCUUUCCUCAGUAAAAACUAUUAGGCCUAUCGAUGGGGGGCUGUGAUCAGAACUAUACUCCAUCUCUAUGCAGAGGUAGCCAGUUUUAGGACAGUAAGGUUACCGGCCGGGUGUGAAGAUAAUGCACUAAAAUAGUGCUUCUUCUCACAGACUUUGUGCUUUUGCUGGCUUGAUUCAGUUGCCGUGUUCCUUAAAGCAAGCUGAGAAAUCAUGGGACCUAUCAAUCAGCAAGCAUUACAGUAAUACUUUUUAUUGAGGAAAAAGUGCUAUUUCAUGGACAUGACUGAAAUGAAGACAGAGGGCAGCACAAGAAUGCACCCACAUACUGUCACUCAGAGGUACCAUAUAGAGCUUGAAAUAUAUAUUUUAGGUUAGAAACAGCAUCAAACUAUGGAGUUUUUUCUUUUGCAGAAUGCCCCUGUAGAAUGACUAUUUUUGGGGCCACACUGCAAACAAUUGAAUCCUCUUAUCAAAAUGAAUGCAUCUAAAUCUGUACUUGCACUUACUUUUUAAUCAUUGCACUUCAAUGCUGACUGACGUAUGAUAUAAAUCUGUGUUGCUCAUUAAAACAAGAAAAAUGUAGAUGUUUGGGCGUGGACUUAUGGUCAAUUUUCAAUUAAUUAAUUUGUAUUAUUAGUGAAGAGGACUCAAGUCAAAGCCCUCAUGCUAUGUACCACAAAGGGACCUCAAUUUAAAACUGAUAGGCUACUGAAAUGAAUACUUUCAAUUAUCACAAACACAGUUUGCUCUUUCCUCAACAUAUCUCAACCCUUGUCCUGGAAGCACUUAGUAUUUAUGCUGGUUUUUGCCUCAACUGAGCAACAAUAGUUGGAUGCAAUGCAAACCAAUAAUUCACAAGAACUGUAGCCACUUUUGAAAGUAAAUUGAUAUUUGUAUAUUUUCAUGAGGAUAAGCACACCUCCGCACACCUCUUACAGCAUACGCCUUCAACACAAAUAAUGACGGAAUGAUAUGAACAGAAUAUAUGAUGUAAAACAUUCAUUGGUUGAGGUGAAAUGCAGCAUAUUCAACAUAUCUUCCAUUAAACCAUCCAGGACCAAGGUUAAGAUACCUGGGAAUACACACUGUUAGUUCAAAAGGAAUGUAUACAAGAUGGUAUAGCAACUUACUGUAUUAGAGGGCUGGGCCUGGUCACUAAAAUGUCAAAACCUAACUGCAAAAAAAACUAUCUCUGACACAUAUAAUUGUGCAAAUAUUGUAGGUGCUCAAGAUUAUAGAAUUAGAUUUCAACAAAGCUUUGUCCCUUUGUUUAAAACAGCAAUAGCUUGGCCACUAGCCAGUCAUAAAGGGAAAUAAAGGUAACCUUCCACCAGUUAUACACAUUUUGGCAAUAUGCACCCUCCCUCUGCAAGGUUUUCAGAAGUUAGAUGAGUGUGCCAUGAUCAUCCGAUGGGCAUUUAUCUAGUCAACUUCCUGCAAUGACAUUGUCCAACCAACCAAAAGCUCAAUCCCAUCUACAGUGUUGAAUGUACUGUUGCUGGUUUUAGAGCUUUCUAACAUUGGCAGUCAAUCCAGAAAUUUUAGCAACAUAGAAACUUUUGAGAGAUUAUGUACUGUAUGCAAACAAAAUAUGAAACAAUAAAAAAAAUGCAUAUUUA
Molecule: messenger RNA, 5153 nt
Organism: Oncorhynchus kisutch (coho salmon)
Lineage: Eukaryota; Metazoa; Chordata; Actinopteri; Salmoniformes; Salmonidae
Product: small conductance calcium-activated potassium channel protein 2-like
Exons: 9
Coding region: 1311-3323 (670 amino acids)
Biological process (GO): potassium ion transport
Cellular component (GO): membrane
Molecular function (GO): calmodulin binding; small conductance calcium-activated potassium channel activity
Source: RefSeq, a predicted model, not a curated record